Messenger RNA from Alternaria atra, 1146 nucleotides. RefSeq lists its product as uncharacterized. Lineage: Eukaryota; Fungi; Ascomycota; Dothideomycetes; Pleosporales; Pleosporaceae. The transcript has 2 exons. The record is from RefSeq and is a predicted model, not a curated record. The coding region runs from base 1 to 1146 and encodes 381 amino acids.
AUGUUUGCCAAAACUACUCUCAUGAGCGCGCUGCUCAGCGCUGCGUCUGCUGAAAUCAUUUGGGACGGUCGCUUCAACGAUAUGACCUCCUCCAGCGAACUCUCCAACUGGUCUUUCUCCAACCCCGUCGGCAGCUACCAAUACUACAUCCACGGUUCGGGUCCCGUAACCGACUACGUCAACCUCGACGCCACUUUCAAGAACCCUGCCGACACAGCUUCUAAGCAAGGUGUCAAAAUCACCAUCGAUGAGACCGCGAAGUGGAACGGCCAAACAAUGCUGCGCACAGAGCUCAUCCCAGAGACCAAGGCCGCCAUCAACAAGGGCAAGGUCUACUACCACUUCUCCGUCAAGACAACGGCUGAGAACGCGCCGACUGCCACCAACGAACACCAGGUCGCUUUCUUCGAGAGCCACUUCACCGAGUUGAAGUACGGCGCGUCUGGUUCUUCCAACACCAACCUGCAAUGGCACGUCGGUGGCGUCUCUAAGUGGGACGUUGAGCUCGUAGCUGACGAGUGGCACAACGUUGCCUACGAAAUCGACUUCGAUGCCGGUUCCGUCGCAUUCUGGCACUCUACAGGUGCUGAUGAGCUGAAGCAGACAGCUGGUCCAUUCGAUGCCAGCACCUCUUCCAACGGUGCGGACUGGCACCUUGGUGUCCUAAGGCUGCCGGGUAAUGCCGACAAGGAUGGUGCUGAGGAUUGGUUCUUCAGCGGUGUAUACAUUGAGGAUGGUGAGCUUACUACCAAGGUUGGUAGCGGAGCUGCUGGUGCGGCCCCGGAGAAGCCCGCUGCCAGUGCUGCCGCGCCCUCCAAGGUUGUUUCUUCUGCUGCUCCUGCUGCUACUUCCUCCAAGGCUGCUGUUGCUCCAGCCUCCUCCAGCGCUGCGACUGUUGAGACUCCCGUCCCCUCUUCCACCGCCGCUGCUUCCUCCAUCGCUGCUCCUGUAGAGACCCCAGCUGCCUCUUCUGCUGCUGCCGCUUCCAGCGCUGCUCCCGUCGAGACUCCCGCUGCUUCUUCUACUUCCGUUGCCGCUCCUGUCGCUACGCCUACUGCUGGAGCUGGCUCUGACGCUAAGCUACCCGAAGAGUUCACCAUCAGCCAGUUCGUCGCCUGGCUCAAGGCUAAGACUGGCAAGAACUAA